UCUUCCUCUGGCGUCGGUUCCGUUCGCACAGCUCUCUCUCCGCUGCCGCCGCUCCUCGCCGCCGCUCUCGCCCGUCUGCGCUCCGGGCCGCUCGGGCGUUUUCUCUCUGCCUUAAAGUCGGGUGUCUUUUAUGAAUAAUCAAAAGCCGCAGAAGCCGACACUAUCGGGCCAGCGUUUUAAAACCAGAAAGAGAGAUGAAAAAGAGAGGUUUGACCCUACUCAGUUCCAGGACUGUAUUAUUCAAGGUUUAAGUGAAACUGGCACUGACUUGGAGGCAGUAGCAAAGUUUCUUGAUGCUUCUGGUGCAAAACUUGACUAUCGCCGCUAUGCAGAAACACUUUUUGACAUCCUGGUGGCUGGUGGAAUGCUGGCCCCAGGUGGUACCUUGGCAGACGACAUGACACGCACAAACGUCUGUGUAUUUGCAGCACAGGAAGACCUAGAAACCAUGCAAGCAUUUGCUCAGGUUUUUAACAAGCUCAUCAGGCGUUACAAGUACCUGGAGAAAGGCUUUGAGGAUGAAGUCAAAAAGUUGCUGCUGUUCCUGAAAGGGUUCUCAGAAUCUGAGCGGAACAAACUGGCCAUGCUGACGGGUAUUCUGCUGGCCAAUGGGACACUGAAUGCAUCGAUUCUCAACAGUCUUUACAAUGAGAACUUGGUUAAAGAAGGUGUUUCUGCAGCUUUUGCAGUCAAGCUGUUCAAAUCAUGGAUAAAUGAGAAAGAUAUUAAUGCAGUGGCUGUCAGUCUUCGCAAAGUAAACAUGGAUAAUAGACUGAUGGAACUCUUCCCAGCCAACAAACAAAGUGUUGAACACUUCUCUAAGUACUUCACUGAAGCAGGACUAAAAGAACUUUCUGAGUAUGUUCGGAACCAGCAAUCCAUAGGAGCUCGGAAGGAGCUGCAGAAAGAACUGCAGGAGCAGAUGUCGCGGGGAGAUCCCUUCAAGGAUAUCAUCUUGUAUGUGAAGGAGGAGAUGAAGAAAAACAACAUCUCAGAACAGACUGUGGUAGCCAUAAUCUGGUCAAGCGUAAUGAGCACGGUGGAAUGGAACAAAAAGGAGGAGCUGGUAGCAGAGCAAGCCAUUAAGCAUUUGAAGCAAUACAGCCCUCUACUUGCUGCCUUCACCACCCAAGGUCAGUCAGAGCUGACUCUUCUGUUGAAGAUUCAGGAGUAUUGUUAUGACAACAUUCACUUCAUGAAGGCCUUCCAGAAAAUAGUGGUGCUCUUCUAUAAAGCUGAAGUUCUGAGUGAAGAACCCAUCUUGAAGUGGUACAAAGAUGCACAUCUUGCUAAAGGAAAGAGUGUUUUUCUGGAGCAGAUGAAAAAGUUUGUUGAAUGGCUCAAGAAUGCUGAAGAAGAGUCGGAGUCUGAAGCUGAAGAAGGUGACUGACCUGAGAAACUCUGUCCUCAGUAAAGCAAACAGGAGCUGUAGAUAAGUGUCAUGUCUCAUGUGUCCUUCUGAUUCUUACAUCCUACCUCCCUGUAUCAAGCAUGAUAUAAGGGCUCUCAUGGCAAUUUAUUUUAACUGUUUUCUAUAGUUAUUGAAAUACUGGAUUUAGUUUUUAAAACCAUGUUCAAGUAGCUUACUGGAGCUGUUAUAGAUUUGACUCUAACCUGCAUCUGUCCUUUCAGUUACCUUCUACCUCCUGUAUUUUCUACUGUAAUACUGUCAUUUAAAGCCUUCCACAGUGAAAUCCACCUUACCCCUUGGAAUUUCUAUCUGUAUUGGAGUAGAUGUGAUAUGGUGAAUGAGACAGGGCAGUUCUGCUUGCAGAUUAAACUGUAAAAAGUCUCCAAGUGAA
Messenger RNA from Manacus vitellinus (golden-collared manakin), 1802 nucleotides. It is a transcript of the gene BZW1, whose product is annotated as basic leucine zipper and W2 domains 1. NCBI's taxonomy places the organism in Eukaryota, Metazoa, Chordata, Aves, Passeriformes, Pipridae. The transcript has 12 exons. Gene Ontology annotation, molecular function: protein binding. Bases 131 to 1390 code for a protein of 419 amino acids. Gene Ontology annotation, cellular component: membrane; cytoplasm. The record is from RefSeq and is a predicted model, not a curated record.